AUGGAUAGGAGAAAUGACCACGGUUAUAGGAUGCCCCCGGUCCAGGGCCCUCUGCCUACCCCUGGGAGCUUGGGGCUUCACUUCCCACCAGAUGUACACGCUGAGACCACUGAAGAGGACAGUGUCUUGCUGAUGCAUACCCUCUUGGCAGCAACAAAGGACCCCCUGGCUAUGGACCCACCAGUUGCCAACCGACCUAAGAAAAGCAAGACCAAGAAGGCCCCUAUUAAGGCUGUUACUAAGACAAUACCUGUUGCCCCCCCCCCCCCAGUCCCAUCUUCCAAUGUGAUUACCAUCAACAAGCCUAAAAUACCUUUGCAGGUUUUAAAACUGCCAAUCAGCCCCCAGAUCAGCCAGGCUUCAGCUACCACUGAGGCAGCUAAUAUUCAAGCUUCUUCAGUCACCACUCAGUCUAAGAAAGCCAACAAGACAAAGAGAGCUGCUGCUAAGGCAGCCCAAGGCCCUCAAUCUCCAACUGGCAGUGAGAGUGUCACUACACAGAUCAAGUCACCCUUGAAGGCCCUCUACCUAUCAGUCAUCCCACAGACUACCCAGGCUCCACUUGCCAGCGAGUCAGCAAAUUCCCAGGCCUUAGUAGCCUCCAUCAAGCCUAAGAAAGCUUCCAAGGCUAAGAAGGCUGCCGAUAAGGCCAUAUAUAAUUCCACUGAGAUCUCAUUGGCUUCAAACACCAUCCACACAGCUACCACCCAAGGCCAAAUGACCAAUGAGGCAACCAAUACCCAGGCCACGACAGCUUCCGUUCGAACUAAGAAAGCCUCCAAAGACAAGAGGGCAACUGUUAAAGGCACAAAUACUGACACUGUCCUAGGGGCCCCAGAUACCACUGAGAGAGGUAUCAGGCAGAUUGAGGCCUCGGCAGCGGCUAUCCGGGCCAAAAAAUCCAAAGGCAAGAAGGCUGCCAAUGAGGGCAUACAUUUUGCCUAUGAGAUCUCUGAGGCCCCACCUGCCGUUCAAAUGGUCACAAACCAAGCCCUAGCUGCCACUCUUCAGGUCAAGAGAGGGUCCAGGGCUCAGAAGACUUCCCCUAAGGCCCAGGUAGCUAAAACUCAGAUUCAAAUUGUUGACCAAGGAGCUCAGGCCAAGAUGGCCAGCUCUCAGACCAACUUAAGUACCCUUGAGACUCAGGUUGCUGCUGCUGUCCAGGCCCUGGCAGAUGACUACCUGGCUCAGUUGAGUCUGGAGCCCACAACCAGGACCCGGGGCAAGAGGAACCGAAAGUUCAAGCAUCUGAUUGGGCAUGAGAGAGGUGGCCGUAAUUACAGGUGGAAUCCAUGGGGCCAGAGGCCUCCGCCACCCCGAGAUGUGGCCAUUUUGCAAGAAAGGGCAAAUAAGUUGGUGAAAUACCUGUUGGUUAAGGACCAGACAAAGAUCCCCAUCAAGCGCUCAGACAUGCUGAAGGAUGUCAUCCAGGAAUAUGAUGAAUAUUUCCCAGAGAUCAUUGAACGAGCAAGCUACGCUCUGGAGAAGAUGUUUCGAGUCAAUUUGAAGGAGAUUGAUAAGCAAAGUAGCUUGUAUAUUCUCAUCAGCACUAAGGAAUCCUCCGCAGGCAUACUGGGAACGACCAAGGACACACCCAAACUAGGUCUUCUCAUGGUGAUUCUGAGUGUCAUUUUUAUGAAUGGCAACAAGGCCAAUGAGGCUGUCAUCUGGGAGGUGCUGCGCAAGUUGGGGCUGCGCCCUGGGGUGAGGCACUCGCUCUUUGGGGAAGUGAGGAAACUCAUCACAGACGAGUUUGUGAAGCAGAAGUACCUGGAGUACAAGAGGGUCCCCAACAGCAGACCACCUGAAUAUGAGUUCUUCUGGGGCUUGCGCUCCUACCAUGAGACUAGCAAGAUGAAAGUCCUCAAGUUUGCCUGCAAGGUGCAGAAGAAAGACCCCAAGGACUGGGCUGCUCAGUACCGGGAGGCAGUGGAGAUGGAAGUCCAGGCUGCAGCUGUGGCUGUGGCUGAGGCUGAGGCCAGGGCUGAGGCAAGAGCCCAAAUGGGAAUUGGAGAGGAAGCUGUGGCUGGGCCCUGGAAUUGGGAUGACAUGGAUAUCGACUGCCUAACACGGGAAGAGUUAGGCGAUGAUGCUCAGGCCUGGAGCAGAUUUUCAUUUGAAAUUGAGGCCAGAGCCCACGAAAAUGCAGAUGCCAGCACCAACAUCGACUUCAGCAGAGGAGCUGGCACCGCAGCUAGCUUCCACAAUGGUGCUAGCAUUAGCUUCAGUGGUGCACCCAGCCCCAGUGGUGGUGGCUUUGGUGGCAGAACUGGCAUUAGCUUUGGUGGCACACCCAGCACCAGUGCCAGCUUCAGCAGCACAGCCAGCGUUAGCUUUGGUGGCACACCUUAUACCAGUGCCAGCUUCGGUGGUGGGGUCAGCUCUAGUUUCAGUGGCCCACUCAUCACCACUACCAGUUUCAGUGGCGGGGCCAGCCCUGGCUUUGGAGGCACACUGAGCACCACUGCUGGCUUCAGUGGUGCUCUCAUGACCAGUACCAGCUUUGGCAGUGCCCCCAGCACCGGUGCCGUCUUUAGCGGUGCACUUAGCACCAGCACUGGCUUUGGUGGCACACUCAGUACUAGUGUCUGCUUUGGUGGCUCUCCCAACUCUGGCGCCAGCUUUGGUGGCACGCUCAGUACUAGUAUCUACUUCGGUGGCUCUCCUAGCACCAGCACUGGUUUUGAUAGCAUCCUCAGCACCAGUGUCUCGUUCAGUGGCUCUUCCAGCACCAUCGCUGACUUUGGCAGCACACUGAGCACCAGCAUCUGCUUCAGUGGCUCUCCCAAUCCUAGUGCUAGCUUUGGCGGUGCAAUCAGCACCAGUGUCGGCUUUGGCGGUGCGCUCAACACCAGUGCUGGUUUCAGCAGUGCUGUUGGUGGUAGCCCCGGCUUCGGUGGUGCACCCACCACCAACUCUGGCUUUGGCGGUAUGUUCAGCACUAGUGCUGACUUCACUGGGGCACUUAGCACCACUACUGACUUUGCAAGUGCCCCUAGCGCCAGCAUUGGCUUUGGUGCAGGUCCCAGCACCAGCUUCUUUGGUAAUGUGCCUAAUACCAACCUAUGCUUUGGUGGCCCUCCUAGCACCAGCGCCUGCUUUAGUGGAGCUACCAGUGCCAGUUUUGGUAACGGGCUUAGCACCAGUGUGGGUUUUAACUUUGGCGAUGGGUUAAGUGCCGGCACUGGAUUUGGUGGUGGACUGAGCACCAGCACUGGCUUCAAUGGUGGACUAGGCACCAGCACUGGCUUCAAUGGUGGACUAGGCACCAGUGCUGGCUUUGGUGGCGGACUGAUCUCCAGCGAUGGCUUUGGUGGAGGACUGGGCACCAAUGCUGGUUUUGGCAGCACACUUGGCACCAGUGCUGGCUUUAGUGGUAGCCUCAACAUCAGUGAUGGCUUUGGUGGUGGGCCUAAUACCAGCUUCGACGGAGGACUGAGUACCAUCAUUGGCUUUGGCAGUGGUUCCAACACCAGUAUUGGCUUUACUGGCGAACCCAGCACCAGCAUUGGCUUCAAUGGUGGACCCAGUUCUAUCGUUGGCUUCGGCGGUGGACUGAACACCGGUGCUGGCUUCAGCGGUGGACCGAGCAACGGUGCUCCCUUUGGUGGUGGAGCCACCAGCCUUGGUGCCUGUAGCUUCUCCUAUGGCUAG
This is a messenger RNA of Myotis lucifugus (little brown bat), 3654 nucleotides long. RefSeq names its product trophinin (gene TRO). Gene Ontology annotation, biological process: negative regulation of transcription by RNA polymerase II. Gene Ontology annotation, cellular component: nucleus. The transcript has 11 exons. Bases 1 to 3654 code for a protein of 1217 amino acids. The record is from RefSeq and is a predicted model, not a curated record. NCBI's taxonomy places the organism in Eukaryota, Metazoa, Chordata, Mammalia, Chiroptera, Vespertilionidae.